Aureobasidium namibiae CBS 147.97 is the source of this 981-nucleotide messenger RNA. Its product is annotated as MFS general substrate transporter. Gene Ontology annotation, biological process: transmembrane transport. The record is from RefSeq and is a predicted model, not a curated record. The transcript has a single exon. The coding region runs from base 1 to 981 and encodes 326 amino acids. Lineage: Eukaryota; Fungi; Ascomycota; Dothideomycetes; Dothideales; Saccotheciaceae. Gene Ontology annotation, molecular function: transmembrane transporter activity.
AUGAACUUGGGCACGAUCAUCUGUGGUGUGAUCUUCCUGAUUAUCUACUUCUUCAUGGAGGAGACGAUCUACUGCCGAGGCACCACCCUGGAGAGCGUCAAUGUCGAGAUCCAGAGCACAAAUGACUGCGCGACACAGAAUGGGGGAGAAAAGCAGAUGCAGUCGGAGAAGUCCAUUACGGCUCCCUCACAGCAGAUUCAAGUUUCGACAACGAUCCAAAGAACGACCACAAGACGGGAUAAGUACAAUCUUUUUCGACCACUACCUGGACGACCCAGCAACUGCUAUAUGUUGCACAUGAUGUAUCGACCCUUGAUCAUGAUCUACAGGUUUCCAACUGUCGCUUGGACCGACUUCCUAUACGGCAUCAACCUUGCGUGGUACAAUGUCCUCAACGGGACAGCAAGUCCAGUACUGACAGGUGAGCCACAUGGAUGUUCCGCAGCACAAGUCGGAUGUGUGUAUGCAGGUCCAAUCGUCGGUGCAGCACUCGCCUGUCUGUGGUCCGGCAAGAUCGCAGAUUCCAUCACUCUGGCGCUUGCUCGUCGCAACAACGGCAUACGAGAGCCAGAGCACCGUCUUUGGGUUUUGACGGUCUCUGGCAUAAUCCCUGCAGCUGGUCUGGUCACCUGGGGCGUUGGUGCCUAUCACCAAGUACAUUGGAUCGGCUUGGUAUUUGGUCUCGGCAUGCUGACGUUUGGAUGUGUGACCGGUGGCUCCAUUGCAGUGAGCUACAAUGUCGACUGUUUCAAGGAGAUUGCUGGAGAGACCAUGGUGUCCAUCAUGGUCAUCCGCAAUACGAUUGGCUUCGGUAUCAGCUAUGGUAUCACUCCAUGGUGGACGACGCAAGGGCUGCAGAACUGCCUCGUCACUGCUGCGGCAAUCCCACUGAUCUGCACCUUCUCGUUCUUGGUCCUGAUUGUGUAUGGAAAGCGACUCGGCGGUGGUCUCAUAGGAAUGACGUGGCUGACUAUAAGAUAA